Messenger RNA from Perkinsus marinus ATCC 50983, 621 nucleotides. Its product is annotated as glutaredoxin protein, putative. The transcript has 8 exons. The record is from RefSeq and is a predicted model, not a curated record. The coding region runs from base 1 to 621 and encodes 206 amino acids. Lineage: Eukaryota; Perkinsozoa; Perkinsida; Perkinsidae.
AUGAUGAGCACUUUCGCUCCUGCUCGCCAUCUCACCCGUUGUUGUAUCUCCCGGCUGAGCUGUGCUCGUUUCGUCUCAACUUUCGUGAACGUUGUCCGAGAACAGAAUAAUGCCUAUACUAAGAAUGCCUUGAAAUGCUAUGAGGAGUCUAAGGACGAAGUGGAUAGGAAACUCGACCCUGUAUUCAACACGAAUGCAUUAGUUCUCUUUAUGGACGGCACUGUUGAUGCCCCCAAGGGCCAGCUCAGCUUGAACGUGGUUAAGAUGCUCACAGAGAUCGUUCGUCAGAUCCAAGCUGUACCGUUGGUGACUGUAGACGUUACUGAGCAUCCUGCUGUCACCGGGUAUACUGUUGCGAAGAGUGGGUCUGAGGUUACACCACAUCUAUAUUACAAUGGCAAUUUUUAUGGAGACCAUGACAGGAUUUUGAGUAAGUACAAGAGUGGAGAGCUCAGGAAGAUAGGCACCAACAAGAGGUCGGAGGGCGCCUUCGCUGGUGAGCUCCCAAUUGGUAUAAAUCAAUUCACUGUGUGCACUAGCGGUGAUUAUCUCGUUGCUGCUCUCGUCACGAAUCGAAAUUUCAAGAUGCUGGGUGAAGGAAGCCUUGAGCUAAGGUUAUGA